UCUCACAUAAAUAGUUAUAAAUAAAUGCACAUAUAAUGCUCUCCAACCUGCUGGUGACCAAACAAAAGGUGGUCUUCAUAAUAGAUGAACUAAAUCGGGAGCGCAUUGCCCUUAGGUUCAUUGACAGCCUGCUGCACGAGCAGGGGCAGGAGGCGGGCACAAUCAAAACGCUGCCAAUUGGCAAUCUGAGGCACGUGUCCAGCUACGAGGCGCUGCUGAAUGAGUGCGGCAACAACAACAACAACAACAACAACCAGUCUGGAGAGGCCGCGGAUUUCAAAUCCGGUCCUACCACGGAUACGGGGACCAGCAGCACAAAGGCCGAAUACAAUAUCAUACUGCCCACAUUGGCGGACCUGCUGUGCUACCAGACACCCGCGUACAUCUUCAGCUUCCUCAAUAGGCUGCGUCGCUCGGAGCACGUGCGACGUGUGUUCCUCUGGGCCUCGCCCCAGCACUUGCAGCAUCACCAUGCGCAGUACAUCCUCGCCGGCUGCGAGUAUCUAGCCGAGUUGAUUCUCCGCCUGGAGUCGGAGACUCUGCUAUCGCUGAUAUCGCGCAAGCCCGGCGGCGGGGUGUCCAACAAACGCUACGCGUGCCGGAUCACCAAAACAGAGUUUCAAGUGACGCCUCUGGACGGUCCAGCAGCUGUUGGUUCGCCCAAGCAGCCAUCGCCGGAGGCUGAUCAGACAGCAGAGCCGGCCAGCAGCACCUUCAAAAUAGAACUGGACGAGGAUGAAGUAGUGGCGCGUAACGCUCUCACAUUGCCAUACGAACGCACCAGCGAGCCUGCUGAGGGCAAUAUAAUUUACACACCCGAUGCCGAUGAUGACUUCGAUGACGAGGAUCCCGAUGAGGAUCUGUGCAUCUAAUGUCCGCUCCAGCAGCAAACGGCAGUACAAAUAGCCUUGGCUUUAAGUCUAUUUAAGUCUAAACCUACUUAACUCAUAGAAUACCUGCAAGGAAGGAGCAAAGCAAGGUCCGGUCCAGAAAUCCGACCCCCAAAACAACAGAUGAAGAUAGAUUAUGAUUAUGAUGAACCACUGUUCUGGUGCUGGUUACACAAAAUUGUUGCCGAAAUACCGAUUCACCGACCGAUCACUUUAGUACAUGUAGAAUUGCUCAUUUAUUUUGGAUAACUUGUUGGCGUUGCAUAUUGAUAUGUGAAUCAAAAAAUUGAAGAAACUUUACAUGAAUACACAGAGCUUACAGAGUUUAA
Drosophila persimilis is the source of this 1219-nucleotide messenger RNA. RefSeq lists its product as uncharacterized. Gene Ontology annotation, cellular component: elongator holoenzyme complex; nucleus; cytosol. The transcript has 3 exons. Gene Ontology annotation, biological process: tRNA wobble uridine modification. NCBI's taxonomy places the organism in Eukaryota, Metazoa, Arthropoda, Insecta, Diptera, Drosophilidae. Bases 36 to 872 code for a protein of 278 amino acids. Gene Ontology annotation, molecular function: tRNA binding. The record is from RefSeq and is a predicted model, not a curated record.